Messenger RNA from Chara braunii, 4463 nucleotides. Lineage: Eukaryota; Viridiplantae; Streptophyta; Charophyceae; Charales; Characeae. The record is from the annotation of a GenBank genome assembly.
CUAAUCUCUGUGUCGCUCCAAUUUUAACGGAUGUCCCGAAGGACCUUCUUCCUUCUCUCACUCUUUCGACGACACGGAUGAUAGGAAAUCCACCGGACCGUGCUUCGAAGGGGGAAAGAGUGCAUAUCGGCAGCUGCUGUGCACGCGGGCGAAGUACGAGGGUUGUGGCUUCGCGGCCGCUCAGCCAGGACGCCGCACAUGACAAUGGAGUCGCAACAAAACGAGUCCGACGGUUGCUUGUCGGCCGGCCGGGCCAUAGAUGCUGACAAAUCGCCACCUCAGGACCUCGGGGUGACUCUACCGGUAGUCAAUCUCGGAAACGAAGCGUCUAACGUUGCCCUCCUUCCGGGUGACACUGUCUUAAAGGCGGAGGAAGAGUUGGGAGAGAAUUCGGCCAGCGCAGCCAUAGCAGCCAUUGAGCGGGAGAUAGAGGAGGUAGAGGAACACGGUGAGAGAUCUGAGCAGAAGGGGCAGGAAGAGCGGGAAGACGUGAAGGAGGGAAAGGAAGCACAGAGUCUGACCAUGUCGACAGGCUCGGGGGAGGUGGUAAUGAAUCUGACGUCAGUGGAUUUCUUACCGUUGGCGUCAGCAUUAAAGACUUUGGAGGCGUUCCGAGACUGGAGCCCGUCGACUACCGAUCGCAGCUCCAUUUUCAACGUGGCAUCGACUCCGUUGAGGGUGGACUGGAGAAAGUAUCAUCGUUGUAGUGAGGAUGUGAGCAUUGACGCUAUCAAGGUAGAGGAGGCGGACGACCGUACUUCGUUAUCCUCUGCUGGAUCUGCGCUUGCGCACCUUGGUCCUCCUCCUCCUCCUCCUCCUCCUCCUACCAGCGCGCCGACUCCUAUUGGUGAUGGUGUCGAUGCUGCUUGUCAUGAGUAUGUUGCCGACGGUACUCGUUCUCCCGCCGAUCUGAGGUCGAGGCAGAAGCAACGGCUGUUGGUGUGCCACGACAUGAUGGGCGGAUAUGUCCAAGACUCCCUUCUUCAGGGUGGUUCCGAGAUGACUGUCUACAGAAUCUGGCAUUGGGAGUUAAUAGACAUCUUCGUCUACUUCAGUCAUCAUCUCGUGACUAUCCCUCCUGCCACGUGGACGAACGCUGCGCACACGAAUGGAGUGCAGAUGCUUGGGACCUUCAUCACGGAAUGGGCAGAGGGUGCCGAGCACUGCAGAAAGAUCUUUGCGACAGUGGAGUCUGCCAGACAUUAUGCAUCACAGCUUGUUCAGAUUGCUGCUCACUUUGGAUUUGAUGGGUGGCUAAUAAACAUCGAAAAUCGGAUCGAGAAGGACCACAUUGCCAAUUUGCUGGAAUUCCUACGCUGUCUUACUGAGAAGAUGCAUGUGGCAGUGCCCAUGUCACAGAUUAUCUGGUAUGACAGUGUUACAGAAGAUGGUGUGCUGGACUGGCAAAAUGAGCUGACAGAGAAGAACAAGUGCUUUCUUGAGGUGACAGAUGGACUUUUCACAAACUACUGCUGGAAAGAGCGAUCGCCGGCUGCAUGUGCUCUGGCAGCUGGGACCAGAGCUUCCGAUGUUUACAUGGGUGUGGACGUCUUCGGGCGAAAUACCUACGGUGGUGGUGGUUAUCAUUGUGACCUGGCAGUGAAAGCGGCAAAGAAUGUGAAAGUCUCUGCAGCACUGUUUGCCCCAGGCUGGGUUUACGAAACAAAACAACCAUGGGAUUUUGAAGAAUCGCAAGAUCGGUUCUGGAAGCUGAUUGCAAAUGCAUGGGUGCCCCCGCAUCCUUGCUCUACGACGCUGCCAUUUCUAUCAACUUUUGACCAGGGUGUUGGCUUGGCUGUGUACAGAGAGGGAAGAAGGGUGUCAUCAUCCUCCUGGCACAAUCUCUCCUCACAGAGCAUUGAGCCAUGCUUUGCGUCUGUUUCACAGAGUGCUGUCGUUCCAUCAGGGACAAAGCAUUUGCAACCAAUAGCAGCACGGAUCUCCUUCGAUACAGCCUUCAGCAGCGGUGCUAGCCUUAAGCUUGCAGGAAAGCUGGCAAAAGGUCAUAAAGCGCUCCUUGAAGUCUUCAGACCAUUUAUUGAUCUCCAGUGCAUCGAGCACAAUCCGCUGCAAGUGUCGUAUGUGCUUUCCAGAAAGGCAGGAGCUGAGGCGGAGCUUGUCCUCGAGCUGAUUGGUGCAGAUGAAUGUUCAGCUGGCCGUCAGGAGGAGAAUCCGAGCAACGCAAAAGCUUCAGCAUUCAUCAUUUGCUCUCAUCUGGGAGCGCAGGGUGAACCUGCAAACAAAACUGAGAGCGGAGGAAUUUUGGAAGGUGUCACGGUGUCAGAAUCAUCACACUUCCACCAAGCCGCAGCAGGUGUUUUCGACCAUUGCGACGUUGACAUCAAAAGGCCAAACAGCUGCAUGCACUUCGUCGCACAAAAAGGUCCCAGUGCCGGCCAGCAAGUGGACCAUGGCCCUCAUAAUUCUGGCCCAGAUGCUGUUGAUGCACUGAGUGGGGAUGUCACUGAUGUGGAUGCCGAAGUCCAGUCUCCCUCAGUUGGAGCAGGGAAUGGGGAGAGAAUGGAGGUGGAGUGGGAGCUGAGGGCUUAUGAGAUCGAUGCAUCUGUCCUGAAGGGCAGGACCAUUGUCAGUAUCGCAGUCCUCUGCAGUCAGAAGAAAGGGGAGAUGGAAACACUGCAAGCCCAUGAGGCACAAAAGGAGGGCAACGAACAUCCUGUCAUUGAUGCACCCGGACCUCAGCCAACCGGCCAGGUAACCCAGGUUAUCUCCGGUUCAAAGGCAGGUGAGCAUGGCGAUUUUAGGAUAUUAACUGAUCAGUCACCUGCAGAGAAGAGCAUUGCAAGUUUGCAGGAUGAGGUGCUACUCAAUUCCAACACACAAGACACACCGGGCGAGCCAAAGGAGCAGGAAUGUGAAUGUAUUGGGAGAGAAGCAGAGGGAUUGGGUGGCAACACAGGGGUGCAUGAUGACACCAUCAGUGACGGGAAGUGUACCAGCAUGAGAGACAAGCCGAGUGUCGAAGAGCACACACCCCACAGACAUGAGGAGGAUGUUGAGUUUUGUGCAUUUCUGGGUCAGGUUUGCUUGGCAUGGGAGAGAGUGCAGCGGGUUGCAGUGAACUUGGUCGACUGCAAGGAUGUCAUUUGGGGAUCGUGGAAGCACGAGAAAGUAGCUAAUGAGGGGGCUGUGGAGGGAUUGAGGUGUCAGGUUCUUGGCAGCAAAGGAGAUCGGGAAUUCAGUGGAACCCUUGUUUUUGAGCCUUCCACCACUCCUGAACAUGUACUAUGGUAUGAUGUUUACUACUGGGGUCUAACCUCCUCAAGACUGCACGAUGGAGGUGUGAUUGAACAACUGGGAAAAGAUUGGAGAGAGGGGCUAAGGAACCCCCAGAGGCUCAAUCAGGGCAGUAACGGUGAUUUUGAAACGAUCAUUGAUAGCAGGCCACAAUGGCUGGGCACCGCCAGGUUGCAGGCAUUCAGGGUCUACAAGUUACAUGUGCCGGGGUCAUGGGAUGCGGUUGGCUUCGGAAUUGAGGCCGUUGACAGAACAGGAGUGCGACACCCUUUUAGAGGUGACAGCCAGGCGCUGGUUAUCAGCAGAGCAGACGGUAAAUUGUAGCCCGUCAUGCCCUAGGGAGGGACUCCCUCCCUACCACCAUUGCAUACGCCAUCUUGAACCCACUCCGCCGUGUCAAAUGAGGUUCCUUAUUGCGACUGUCUUUAGAGGGUAAGAGCCAACCAUCACCACCUAGCCCAUGCCCGUUUCUUUGCCACACUCCAAUCCAUCAUCACGAUCUUUACGGAUCAUCUCCACUGUCGUUGCCCUCAGUGUCUGUUAAUAAUUUUUUCGAUACUGCACCCAUAAAAAUAUAUAUAAAAUUAUAAAUACAUGUAAAAUAAUAAAAGAAAAAACAAUGUUGUUAUCCAGACAACUGGAUGGGCAUCCCGAGUUGUCAGUAUCCGGCUACCAGACGAGUUGAUGCCUGUUCAUUUUUUUUAUUUGGACCAUUUUCUCUAUUUAGUAUUUACUAUUUACACAUUUUCAGAUGAGGGGACCAGGAUAAGGAAGUUUGAGAAGAUUUGGUGGGAUCGCACACCGCUUGCUCGGCUGGGACAACCCCCCAGACAGUGUUCUGGGCCUUCUGACCAUUUAUUUGUGGUACACGUACCGCAAUCCUCAAAAAGCAGACAACAGCUUAAUAUUGCUUCCCCAAGGACUUAAGGUCCUAUGUUCUUUUUUGUUUUUUUAAGACAAAGGAAAUUUUGCAUCAGUUGCUGGGAACCAGGUACAGCAUCCCUCCCUGACAGCAAUAUACACUCGACGCUUCGUUCCGUUAUGGCCGAAGGACCCAUUGCUCCUAUCUGGGAGUAUACACCCCUCCUGCACCCCUGUUGCUGCUGAUAAUCCAUCUCUGGACUUCCAGCCUCUGUUGGCCCGGAUCUGUUUAAUCCUCUCGCGAGUCUCGGCCUUCUUGGACUGCCAAAUAAAGCUUUAUAAAGCUA